Messenger RNA from Polistes dominula (European paper wasp), 1327 nucleotides. RefSeq names its product biogenesis of lysosome-related organelles complex 1 subunit 4 (gene Blos4). The record is from RefSeq and is a predicted model, not a curated record. Lineage: Eukaryota; Metazoa; Arthropoda; Insecta; Hymenoptera; Vespidae. Gene Ontology annotation, cellular component: BLOC-1 complex.
UCUCGUAAAAUUUGAUACGAUAAUAUCUUAUCGUUGAAAAAAUAUAAUUAACAUUGUGUAACAGCAAUAAUAACGUGUGUAUGUGUGUAUAUGUGUUAAGAUUCUUCUUCCAACGUUAUUAAACAUCAUCAUAGAUUAUUUAUAAAAAUUUUCCGAACAUGUUUGUUUGUUUGUUUUUUUCUUCUUUUUAUAUUUUCUAAUAGUAAAUUAAACGUACGUUCAAAUUCGCGCCUUACUUCGAUACAUCGAUCAAACACUUGUCGUCGUUGCGCAUGCGCAUCGAGAUCAAAGUAAUGCUGGCCUUUAAUUAAUAUUUAAUUUUAAGAAAAAAAACAAAAACAAAAACAAAAAAAAUAUUAAAAAAUCAUACAAAAAUAAAAUAAAAUUUAUAAUAAUCUACAAAAUUUGUUCUACUCUCGUAAAAUUUAAUACGAUUUAAUAUCCUAUAAAAUAUCAUUAAUAUUGUAUAACAGCAAUAAUAACGUGUGUAUGUGUGUGUGUGUGUGUAUGUAUGUGUUAAGAUUCUUCUUCCAACGUUAUUAAACAUUAUCAUAGAUUAUUUAGAAAAUUUCCAAACACAUGUCUUCCUCACAUAACGAAAAUAUGAUAGAAGAAUUAGCAAAGGAUUAUGCAGAUUAUGCAAAAGUCAACUUGUCUGUUAAAAUGAAACAAUUUCAUGAAACUAUUGAAGAUGUUAUGAUACGUUUGGAAGAAUUUCAAUCUAUAGUUGGAAUGGUACAAGCAGAAAGUUCAGAAUGCAUGAACGAACACAUUCCAAGGAUACGACACAUGCAAAAAGAAUUAGUAACACUUUGUAGAAAAAUAGAUGCUCUCGAACAUGUUCUUAUAGCUGCUAAUGUAAGUUUAACAGCUUUAGAAACAGCUGUUGAUACAGCAGAAGCUGAAUUAGGUGUUACGGAUAGAUUCUUUGGUAUUCUUAAUCCAUUAUCCUUUUUCAAUCUUAUUACAGAAAAAAUCCCAGGAAUCUGUGAUAGGAAACAAACCUCAAGCAUUCCAGUCCCCAACUAUUUACAAAACAGAAGAUUAUUUCAAUGUGGAGUAAUAAAAUGAUGUCUUCCAUGAAUGAAACUCUGGUCUUAAAUUUAUACUUUUAAAGAAACACAACUGUAAUAUCGAAUUUUACAUUUGACAUUUUGUUCUUUUUUUUUUUUUUUUUUUUUGAAGUUUUUGUUACAUAUACAAUGGCUAAUUUUUCAAUAACUAAUUAAGUCCUUAAACAUUUAUUGCAGUAAAACUGUAAAAUGUAUAACAACUAUAUAUAUAUAUAUAUUAAUAUCUAUUUAUUAUAAAUGUAUGCGUGAGUGUG